Molecule: messenger RNA, 5677 nt
Organism: Physeter macrocephalus (sperm whale)
Lineage: Eukaryota; Metazoa; Chordata; Mammalia; Artiodactyla; Physeteridae
Gene: HAUS6
Product: HAUS augmin like complex subunit 6
Exons: 19
Coding region: 311-3355 (1014 amino acids)
Biological process (GO): spindle assembly
Cellular component (GO): mitotic spindle microtubule; HAUS complex
Molecular function (GO): microtubule binding
Source: RefSeq, a predicted model, not a curated record
GAAGCCGGGCGCCGCCGGCGCAAAUCGCUCUUCCGGAAGCGCGGGACGCUUGGUUUGUGGUGGCUUCGCUUUGGAUGCUGUGCCGUACUACCGUUAGAGGCUCUGUUUCCCUGAGACUUUUAGAGUCUCAGGCCAUUUGAGGCAUUUGAGGCCAUUUGAGGCGAAAUGGUUCCGGGCGAGAGAGGAUCAGGCGGUGGCAAUGGAGGGGCCGCCGCCAUCUCAGGCUGUCCGUAGGGAAAAAGCCUGAGGGGCCCUCGCAGUCGUUGAAGCCUGCGCUUUCUUCCUUUGCCGGGCCCUGCCUACCGCGAAGAUGAGUUCGGUCCCUUCUUUCGAGAAGGAGCAUCUCUGGAUGUAUCUGCGGGCGCUCGGCUUCGAGCCGGGCUCGGCGACCGUAGCCGGUGGAAAGAUCGUGUCGCACACGCACCUCGGAGUGAACAUGUUUGACAAGUUGAACCGUGAUGCCUUUCAUAUAGUUUCUUAUUUUUUGUUUCAAACGCUUGACCAGUCUCUCACUAAAGAAGUUUUCAAACUUUGUUGGCCUCCAUUUGACCAAAAAAGUGAUACUGAAUUCCGAAAACAUUGCUGUGAAUGGUUAAAAAAGAUUUCUGCUGAAUGUGGAAGUAGCUUCCCUCAAGUUGUUGGUUCACUAUUUCUUUCUCCUGGUGGUCCUAAGUUUAUUCAUCUGAUGUAUCACUUUGCAAGAUUUGUUGCAAUAAAUUAUAUAAAAACCCAUUCUAAAAAUUCUUCUGUACAUUUUACAGAGACAUUUAACGUAAAGCCACAAGAUUUGCACAAGUGCAUGGCCAGAUGCCAUGUAGCACGUAACAGAUUUUUACAAAUUUUGCAAAGAGAAGAUUGUGUUACCCGAAAAUACCAGGAAAAUGCACAAUUAUCAGUUAAACAAAUAGAAAAUUUGAGAUCAGAAUGUAUAGGACAGCAAAACCAGAUAAAAAAAAUGGAACCUUAUGAUGACCAAAGUAAUAUACAAGAGAAAAUUCAAAAGGUUCGGUCUUUGUGGGCUUCAGUGAAUGAAACACUCAUGGUUUUGGAAAAAGAGAGAGAAGUUGUUAGUUCAGUCCUUAAUGUUGUUAACCAAUAUACUUUAGAUGGAACUAAUGUUGCUAUCAAUAUUCCAAGGCUCUUACUUGACAAAAUUGAGAAACAAAUGUGUCAGUUGCACAUAGGAAAUGUUUAUGAGGCUGGAAAAUUGAAUCUCUUAACAGUUAUUCAGUUAUUAAAUGAAGUCUUGAAAGUAAUGAAAUACGAACAUUGUCAGGCUAACCAAGCACGACUGACAAUAGACCUUCACUUCCUUGAAAAAGAGACCAAAGUUCAGAGAGAAAGAUUGUCAGAUCUGAAGCAUAUGAGGUAUAAAAUAAAAGCAGAUCUCACAACUAUAAGACAUUCUAUUGUUGAAAAACAAGAAGAAUGGCAUAAAAAUUGGAAAGAAUUUCUUGGCCUGUCUCCUUUCAGUCUAAUUAAAGGUUGGACUCCAGCUGUGGAUCUUUUACCACCUAUGUCUCCCCUUUCGUUUGAUCCUGCCUCAGAAGAAGCAUAUGCGAAGAGUAUUCUUUUGCAGUACCCUGCUUCACUUCCAGAUACACAUAAGCAACAUAUCCAGGAAAAUGAUUGCAGAAGGGCAAGUGAUAUACUGGAAACUAAAUGUGAUCUAGCCAACAGAAAGAAAAACACCGGCAUGCUUGAUGUUGAAGGUGGUUUCUGUGUGAAAAGAUGCAUAAGGUUUUCACGUUUACCAAAAGGGGCAAGAGAAUCUAAGAGAUUAAGGAACACUGUGGAAUGCCGCAAAUUCGAAUUGAAUAACCUUAUGACUUUACUCCCUGCUUCUUUCCUGUUGCAGCCCGUUUCACCAUCAGAUAGAAACAGUGUUACACUACUUGAAAAGGACACGAAGUUGACGACUCCUAGAGAGAAAAAUGAAACAGUUUCUAAGAAAACACCAGAAUUUGAAGUGGAAGACUCUUCAUCAUCAAAUAUUGCAAAGAGCAGUGCACUUGGAGGGUCUCUGCCAGCUGAAAAAAGUGAUCCAUUCCAAAAAGAGCAAGAUCAUCUGGUAGAAGAGGUUGCAAGGGCAGUUUUAUCUGAUUCACCACAGCCUUCUAAAGGAAAAGAAGUAAUAUUAGAGGAACUAAUUGACUCUCUAGUUUCCAACCCGUUCUUAACAAGGAAUCAAAUUCCCCGAACUCCAGAAAACUUGAUAAGUGAAAUUAGGAGCUCAUGGAGAAAAGCUGUUAAAAUAGAAGAUAACAGAAGUACAGAACCAAUUCAAAUGGAUACUGAACAUAGAGAAGUAUUACCGGAAUCCUUACCUAUGGUGCAUAAUCAAAAAGAGCUUAAUAUGGACAGUUUUUUCUCAGCAACCACUGUGUCCAAUUCUAGCCAUUCUCAUUUGCCUGAAGAGAAAGUUGUUUCAGAUUGCCUCAAGUGUGUGCUUAAGAAACCUGUGGUAACCAGUUGCAUAGGUGAACCAACAACACAAAAUCUGUCAGAUUUGUUAAAUAAGGACAUAAUUUGUAAGCAAGAUUUGGAAUGUACAGCUUUACAGAACAAGUUUUUAGAAACUAGCCAAAUAGAGACAUUCUCCCCUGCUAUAGGCAAUAGGAGAGAUGUGAUAGGUAGCAGUGAAGAAGAGUAUAUUAAAAUAUCAGACUACUCGAAACCUUCUUACACAGAUCUUUCCAUGCAUAAAAGUAUGUUAUGGAACUCUUUUCAGAUAUCAAGUGGAAUUAGUUCCAAUUUUAAAGAUAGUGAUUUUGGCAUAUUACAUGAAACUCUUCCAGAAGAAGUUGGUCACUUAAGUCUUAAUAGCUCCAGUAGUACAGAGGCCAAUUUUAAACUGGAACCAAAUAGUCCUAUGCACAGCAGCAUUAUCCCAGAAGGUGCUGUGGGAGGAAGACAGAAUACUCCAAAAUCAGACUUUAAUUUACAGGCUACUUGCAGUGGAUAUGAGGCUCUGAAGAAAUCUCUGCCCAAGCAAAGGGAAGAAAUUUGCCUCUCUAAUCCUGAAACACUUGAAAGACACAAACCAGAAUUGAGCCUUACUUCCCAAUACAUGCAAACUGAUGAUAUGCUUAACUUUUCGGGCACUCAAGAUUCGCACAUUGACUAUACAAAACCAUCUUCACGCAUGUCCCUUGGUGAAGGAAAACAGUCUCUUUCACCACUAAUCAAGUUUUCUCCAGUGGAACAAAGAUUGAGGACCACAAUACCAUGUAGUCUUGGAGAACUUCUACCUAAUUUAACAGUCAAUUUUGCAGAAGAUAUCUUGAAUAAGAGCCUUGAUUCAAAAGAAUCUCCAUCCGACUUGAAAGAUGAAGCAGUAGCCCAGUCAACUUAACUAUGAUGAACUUAAGUUGAAGCAAUGUCGCAGGAUAAAAACAUUUGUAAUUUAAAUACACAUUGGAAGUGUAACUUUUGCAGGGUCUAAAAAAGUCCUAAAUAAUGCUUUUUAGCCUUCUCUACUGAUUUUAAGUAAGGAGAGUAUGUUUGGAUUUUCUCUCUCUCUGUAUGGAUAUGGGGUUGAAAUAUGAAGUAUUUGGGAAGCAAACAAGUUCUGAGAAGCCAUUUUGGUUUCUUGCAUAAUCUUGUAAGCAUGAAGUAAAUGGCAAAGUAUUAGGUUAACUAAUUCAUUAUGUUCUAAUUUCAGUUAAUUAACAUAAGGAUGAGUAGUUUUUGAUGUGUUUUAUUAAGUGGUUAACUUAAUAGCCAUUGGAUAUACUGAUCUUUCUUUUUAGGGAAAUAAACAACUUUUAUUGUUUCUUUUUACAACAUUCUGGUACUGAACAAAAAAAGUGAGGAAAUUAAUGCUUUGGGGUGUAUAAUCAAAAUGACAAAGGUUAAGUUUGGGAAAGCUCUAAAGAGGCUUAAUGAUUAUUCAGGUAGGUUGAUCCUGAAAAAUGAUGUUUGAUGGAAUAAAGUGCAUGUGACGAUAGUGAAGACUGGAGCAGAAUGAAUUUAGAAAAAAGGAAAAAGGCAGAAGAUGACUAGAUACUUUUGAGGGACACUAACUAUAAAUCCAUUCAGUGGGUUGUAUAGCAGUUUUAUAUUAGUCUAAUUUAGACUUUGAGAAUUUAACUCUAGUUUUUUAUUUUAACAGAAAAAAAUGUAAAUUAAAAAAUUAGUCUGGUUUUUUUUGGAGGGGCACUGUUUUUGGGGAAGGGAGCUAAUUUUUUAAAUUUUUAAAUAUUUUAAAAUUUUUUAUUGGAGUAUAAUUGCUUUACAAUGUUGUGUUAGUUUCUGCUGCACAGUGAAGUGAACCAGCUAUACUCCUACACACAUCCCCUCCCUCUUGGACCUCCCUCCCCCCAACUCCCCAUCCCACCCAACUAGGCCAUCACAGAGCACCAAGCUGAGCUCCCUGUGCUAUACAGCAGGUUAAGGGAGCUAAUUUUGAUUGUUACUUUCCUCCUCAAAAACCAUCAGUUCCCCACUGCCUACAGAAUAGCUUCACAUUAACUUGAGAAAAUUGAAUUUGCGGUUAAAUAACUUGUUCAGUGUUACACAGCUAAGUCAGUGGUGAAGCUAGGAUUUGACCCUAUUUUCCUUCCUUAAUAUACUAACAAGACCUCCUAGAAGUAACUAAAAGGCCAGGAUGUAGGAUAUGGCUGCAGGAGUGGGCCUUCUGGACUCUAAAUGGGAGUCAGAUGUGAGGCCUUUUGUACAGUGUCCUGCCUCAUGUAGUUAGACCCCCCUGGCCAAGAAAAGGGCUUGUCUUUAGCAUCCAAGUGAAUACAUGCCAUUGCCCUCUGCGAACCAGGAGGUUAAGCACACACUGGAAGAGUGAUAGCACCUACAGCACCCCUGUGUCUAGCCUCAACUCUUAACUAUCACAGCCUUGUCCAGUUUGCCAAGAAACUGGCAAGAAGAGGAGAAAAGUUGAAGAGUUCUGGAAGUGGAUGGGCUUAAUACUUCAUCUUUCUUCACUCAUUUUGGCUUACCUUCUCUGUGUUGCUUGUUUGAUCCAAGUUUGAAGGCCAUUCUUUUUUUGUGAGAAAAGACAGAAGAAAAGCACAAAUAACUACCUUCUUUGCAGUGGAAAAGAAAGAGGAAAAGCUUCUCCUAAGGUGCCAUAUUCUAUUAGUUAACAGAACAAAUAGGGACUCUCUAAGUCUACUCGGAAACUGUCCUCUAGUCUUAAGAAACCUAGUAUUGGUAAAUCCAAAAUUAACAUGCUAAGGAGAAGGUAGAGCUAUCAUAUUAGCAUCUACAAAGGGCCAGAGCUAUUCCUGGAUACUUAAUAUAUCAUUUAAUUCUUAUACCUCUGUGAGAUAGUGAUAUUGUACCUAUUUUACACGUAAUGAUACCAAAGCUAGGGAGCUUAAAUGACUUGUCUAAGAUGGACUUGAGAAAUUACCUGGGAUACAUCUUAAAAAAACAUAUAUUCUGUAGGUCUAAAGUGAGGAUUAGAAAUCUGCAUUUUAAAUAGCUUCCCUGGUAAUUCUUAGGCUCAAUGAAAAGCUUGAGAGCCACUGCUAGGGGAUACAGAUUCACAUUUAGCCCUGGGGUAUCUUAAAGAAGCUAGGUACACUAUUACAUUCUGCUUUAGAGAUCUUAGCUCUCCGAUAAGGAAGCUGAAGUUCAUCAAUAAGUGUGGGCUCUGAAUUAAUGGGAAUCAAGACCAAAAUAUCUUUGGAUAUUAAUGGAUUUACAAAAACCACAU